AUGUCGAGGGGCUCCGGCCACGACCGCGCCUUGAUUUCCGCGCUGCGUGACUUCGCUGACCCCAAGACGUCGCUGAGCUUCGGGAUUCGAAUGGAGAGCAUGAUCUUCGACCUGGCUGACGCUCAUUUGUUCUUCAACGACCUUGAGAAUUGUGAUCAAGUGCAUAUCGAAGACGUGUCGUCAGAUGACAAUGGGCAAGAUCUGACAAACUACGAUUUCUCGUCUGACGGUUUCCGAUCAGGCAAUCAGUGCUUGGCAACAGGUGUCCGAGGAGGCGUCGACUGGAAUCGGAAACUCGCCUUUCGGUAUCGGAAAAUCAAAGAGGCUUAUUCCGCUUUCAGGAACAAUGUUGGAGGUCUUCUUGGCCCUCAAAAACGGGACCAAUGGCUGCAGUUGCGAGCAGAGCUGGAAUCGCACACAGACAGCUGGCUAUCAAAAGCAUUGAAGUGCUUGUCGAUGAUCAGUUCCAGGCCCAACUGUGCGAACGUGCUGGUCACGACAACUCAGCUGGUCCCAGCAGUUUCAAAAGUGCUGCUCUACGGACUCGGCGGCGUGUUUCCCCUGGAAAAUAUUUACAGCGCGACGAAAGUCGGGAAAGACAGUUGCUUUGAGCGAGUGAUGGCGAGAUUUGGCCGCAAGUGCACCUUUGUUGUGAUAGGCGACGGCAACGACGAAGAAGCAGCAGCUAAAAAGAAUCAGCAGCCACAAGGACCUGGACGCAUUGCACAAUGUCUUGACGCUGGGUUUCCUUUAAUGAGACAGGAUGAGGUCGGCCGCGAGUCAUUGUCGACUGGGUUCGAGUCGCGCAAGCCCGACACGAUGGCUGACGAGGAAACCCGAUCGGUUGCUCGGAUUAACGCGACGGAGUUUCAAUGGUUCUGGUUCCCGCAGCCAGCUCGUUCGGUACCACAGCAUUCCACUCGUAAUCUGGUAGUGUUCUGCGAUUCCUUUUGUCGGCUCAUUAACUAA
Notodromas monacha is the source of this 969-nucleotide messenger RNA. Lineage: Eukaryota; Metazoa; Arthropoda; Ostracoda; Podocopida; Cyprididae. The record is from the annotation of a GenBank genome assembly.